Molecule: messenger RNA, 1069 nt
Organism: Rhododendron vialii
Lineage: Eukaryota; Viridiplantae; Streptophyta; Magnoliopsida; Ericales; Ericaceae
Product: lectin-like
Exons: 3
Coding region: 24-788 (254 amino acids)
Source: RefSeq, a predicted model, not a curated record
GCAUAGUUUGAGGAAGAGAUGAGAUGGGAACAGGGUGGUCGCAAGAUGAAACUCCACAGGUUCGGGAAGAGUCUCUUCCACAAAUUACAGAACAAGGUAGCCCGAGGAAACCAUUAAUUUCACUCAGCACUGAGAGAGAUUCUUUAAGGGUUAGUGAUGCAACACCACCAGAAGCAAAGCUGCCCCACAACUACGAAGCCAUUGUCAAACAUGCAGACUCACCAUUUGACUCCUCCUCCUCCACUGAAAAGCUGUAUAACCAGCUCCAGGCUGGAGUAUUCUUAAACCAAGAAAAGAAGAAGUAUUGGGUUGAUCGGAAGUCCAGCAGCAACUGCUUCAUGUUAUUUGCAAGGGAUCUCUCAAUCACUUGGGCUGAAGACAACCGCUAUUGGCACUGGUCCUAUCUCAAAGAAACAAGUGAUGUGUUUGUUGAUGUUGCUGAACUGCUAAAAGUUUGCUGGCUGGAAAUUCAAGGAAAAUUUGAGAUGGUAAACCUCUCACCAGGAAUCGUUUAUGAGGUGGUGUUUUUGGUCAUGCUGAAAGAUCCCGCUUUUGGGUGGGAAGUUCCAAUGAAUGUUACGCUCAUUCUCCCUAAUGGAACAACUCAACAGCAUGAAGAAAAUUUGAUGGAAAAGCCAAGGGGACGAUGGAUAGAAAUUCCAGCAGGGGAGUUUCGGACAUCUUCUGAAAAAAUUGGAGACAUUCAAUUCUCCCUCUAUGAAUGCAAAGCUGGGAUUUGGAAGAGAGGUCUGGUCAUCAAAGGUGUUGCCAUUCGGCCAAAAGCCUGAAGCUUUAGAACUACCAAGAAGUACAAUACCCAUUCUUAUUCAGAUUUUUAUUUAGACGUUGUGACCUAGCAUGGUAGCAAGUGCUAUAUAAUGCUAGUUUUGUGGCCCGGGUUUGUACUUCAAGGAUCCGUCUCUCUGCAAAAGUGCGAGUAAUAAUGCCUAACUACUAUCGCUUCCGAACCCCACUGUAAAUGGAAGCCUAGCGAACUAGGCACAAGACAUGUAAUAAAUAUAAUCAUAACCUAAGGUUGGACAAUAAUAAAGCUCCAUUCUCGGACAAA